CCAAGAUCCAAAGCUAUAAUACUAGCUUCAGUCAGAACGGUCAGCUUCUGCUCCGUUUCUUUGGACGACUUGUGCGGUGAACAAACGAUAACCAUUGAUAUUACACUCCUGCACUGUACCUCUCGUCAUGUCUCCAGCACUCGACUUGAAUGCUUCAGAGCAAAAUGGACAUAAGAACGGUGGCAACCACCCCACCGAUCUAGAGGAGAAUCGUCUAGAGCGUACGUAUCGAGGUGAUAAACAGGGGCUGAUUAAAAUGGAGGGUGUACCGAAGUUUAACAGCCCCUAUGAUGAAAGGGAGUGGAUCAAGUCGCAUAUGGCUGCUGCAUUCCGUUACUGGGGUAAACUGGGCUUUGGCGAAGGCACCUCUGGCCAUAUCACCGUCCGUGAUCCUGUUCUUCCCGACCACUAUUGGAUGAACCCAUACGGCGUGCACUUUUCAUGCAUCACUAAAUCGUCCUUGGUUCUUGUUGGCCCAGAUGGAUACGUUACAAAAUACGGUGCCCAGGCUCCGAUCAACAAGGCUGGCUACUGGAUCCACUCUGCCAUCCACAAGGCUCGCCCCGACGUCGUCGCUGCGGCCCACUGCCACUCCUUGAAUGGAUGUGCUUGGUCUGCAUUCGGCCGUCCGAUUGACAUUCUGCAGCAGGAUGGCUCACUCUUCCACGAUAAUUUGGGCGUAUACGACGACUAUGGAGGCGUCGUCCUGGGAUGGGAGGAAGGCGAGAACAUCGCACGUGCUCUUGGACCAAAGUUCAAGAAUGUCAUUCUGCAGAACCAUGGUCUCUUGACUCUGGGGAACACCGUUGAUGAGGCUGCUUAUAUGUUCGGCCUGUUGGACAAGCACUGCAAGCUGCAACUCAUGGUUGAAGCGGCGGCGGCGAACGGUAUCCCGAAGAGAAUCAUCCCCCCUCAUGAGGCCAAGUUCAAUGCUGAUACGGAGGCGUACUGGGAGAAUCUCUACCUCCAAUUCCAGCCCGAGUAUCAGCUGCUCAUGAAGGAGACCCAGGGUGACUUCCUCCAGUAAACGAGAUUCUAUCUUCUCAGCACGCAAGCCACGACACAAUGUACCAGAAGUUUCCUGUAAGAGCGGAGGUCUAUCAAAUGUAGGAUUAGCUCAUAUGCCGUUUCUAUAUCAAAGCUGCCUGUUGUAUGCACACCGAGCUGCUGUUAAAUCAUCAGUUUAGUAGUCCUGUGAAUGUGGGUUUGGUACACAUAUAGGCAUGUUUAUCUCGACGCCAAUCAUCAAAACAGUGUCCACCAAGGAACACCGCUGCUUGCUCAUCCUCUAUUCACUACCCACCUGCAAUAUGUAACUACU
This is a messenger RNA of Stereum hirsutum FP-91666 SS1, 1321 nucleotides long. RefSeq names its product arad-like aldolase/epimerase. Gene Ontology annotation, molecular function: actin filament binding. The transcript is spliced from 8 exons. The coding region runs from base 128 to 1027 and encodes 299 amino acids. Gene Ontology annotation, cellular component: cytoskeleton. The record is from RefSeq and is a predicted model, not a curated record. NCBI's taxonomy places the organism in Eukaryota, Fungi, Basidiomycota, Agaricomycetes, Russulales, Stereaceae.